UUAAUAUUAUUUAUAUGUAUUUUCAGAGAAGACGUAUAGAAUUACUUUCUUUUCAAUGAUAUCUUUAUGUCUUAUGAUAUGACGACUCAUUAAAAUACCCAGAAAAUAAUAUUAAUUCGUUAAUAAAAUAAGGAAUAUAUAUAUACACAUUUUUUGUUAAUUAGAAAAAAUAAUUCGUACUUCGAGACUUGUAAGUCCCAACGAAUAAACCCGUUAUGUCCAGACGGAGAAAUCCGUUUCGACAAAGCCAAUAACACAGCGGCGUGCCACCUUUUCGGUGUCACCUUUCUCUUCGCAGCCGCCUGGGGUCCGUGAGGGUCCCCUGACGGCGGUCUCCUCUCUCCCGAGUCUCUCUCCGUCCUCGUCUUUCAUCCUCUCUUUUUCCCUCCUCUCGCACAUUCACCUGGCAACCUGGCUCACCUGAAACGGCCAUCUUGAAGCGCGCCGUCGUAUCGCGCUCCUCGUCUUUCCACCAAGUCGCAUUUUCCGCCUGUCCUUGUAGCCGGCCGUGCCGUCGCAUGUGCCGUGGCCGCAUGUGCAAUACCUCGCGACGUGCAGCAAGGCACCAGCGAUCGCGCCGGGUAACAUUCGCCGUGCUUCAAUCGUGCCGUCCACCUGGCCCGCGUCUUCUUUUCCUUCGCCGCGCAUUCCGAUGAGGUCCUGACGUUGCUGACGUCACUGGUGUUCUCUUUGGAAUUUUUUCAACAUUCCCGAGGAAGUGCCGCUUCCGUUACGGUCACUCCGUUCUUAUCUGUGUUCGAGCGGAGGAAAGGUACUCACGCCUAACAACGUGGGUGAACGUGCCUGAACGUAAAUGUCACGGACGGCGCAGCCGUUGGUUCGACGCGGGUACGAGCGUGCGAUCGUUUUGCCAGUCCCGGGCGCACAGUGCGACCGGCGAUGUGAUUAAGAGACGGGCUGGGAAGUGAAUAGAAGAGUCUAUUGUGUAAACCAAGAAAAGAAGAAAGACAAGUUCCCCCGAAUUUCGGAGAAAAUCCACCGUCAGGAUUCGCGAAGGGAGCGCGACUUAAUCGCAAAAUCGUCGUGCCUGCGCAGUGCGCUCGUUAGCGAAAGUACGGUUCUUUGUUCGUUGCGGGAAGUUACCUCCGCGAGCGAGACACGCGCGUCUUUUACACACGGCCGGUCCCAUUGUUGUCGAACAAUUGGACCUCGUGGAGCGAGCGACGUUUCCAAGAGCGACGACCUUCUCUCGGUGUGAUAACCGCCCGCGAGUCGCGCCGCGAGAGGAGAAUCGGCGAGAGGAAACCGCUCAGAGGUCUCUCAACAUCUCUCGAUCUCCCGUCGAUUUAAUCGGUGAUUUACUUAACGUCUCGCGGUCGCGCCUGCGUUCCGCGUACGGAAUUCGCGGCGCUGAUGUUACGGUCGAACGGUUACGCGAGGUGGAAUCGCUGUUAAACGACGCGCCGCGCCGGCGAUCGGGACGAUCAAGUUCGCGCUGAAAAUCCGGGAAAUCGAGAAACUCGGCCGGCAAUUGUCAGAGAUGGGUUCGAAGAUCGAGUACGUCGAGUCCUCGCACAUGUACGCGACCAAUUACAUCCGCAAUUCCAAGGCGAUCGGCGUGCUGUGGGGCAUCUUCACCAUAUGCUACGCCAUCAUCGGCGUCGUCGCGUUCGUCACCCCGGAAUGGCUCGGCGAUCUGGAGCACGAGAAUCCCGGGAGAUUCGGUCUGUGGACCAGGUGCAGCUACGGCGGUAACGGCGAGCUAGGCGAGGAAUGCAUCGGCCGGCUGGACGACCUGUCGAGCAUCGCCAACGUUCCCUUCCGAGCCAGCACGAUUCUAGUCGGCAUCGCGGUGAUAAUCGCGCUACUGGCGAUCUGCGCGAUGCUCAUGUUCUUCUUCUGCCAGAGCACCACCGUGUUCUACAUGUGCGCCUGGAUGCAAGUGGUGUCAGCAAUUUGCAUGGCGAUCGGAGUGUGCAUUUAUCCUCUCGGCUGGGACUCGCCGGUGAUCCGCGCCGUAUGCGGCGCAGCGGCAUCCAGAUACAAUCCCGGGGCGUGCGCUGUGAGAUGGGCGAUACCGUUGGCUGCGAUCGCGGCUCUGGACGCGGCUACUUUGUCCGCCCUCGCCUUCAUUUUGGCCUCCAGACACGUGAGGCUACAACCGGAGCCUUUCAACAACGGAUCCUUGUACAAAGGCGAAGUAAAUCCGGGCUACGUGAACGAGGCUCAGAGCGUAGCUGGCUCCCGCAAGUCCUUGUCCUUGAGACCGGUUCUCCUAGUGGCGCCGCCCGAACAGGACCGCUACAGCGAGCUCUCCAGAGCGAAGUCGCACUCCCAUCACAGUCUCUACACACCGGCGCCGUCGCAUCCGGUGCAUACUCUGUCUACGAAUACUCUCAAUCAUUCGCAGCACAACUUUCAGCUUUAAGCCGGCUGACCGUUGCGAAUAAAAAGGAUAAAAAAAUGGGCCUGUACAUAGCCGAUGAAAUAUGAGGAUAUAUUGUACAUAAGAUGAACCGGCGGAGCGUGAAACUUUGCUGGAAUUUGCGCGAAUCGAGCGCAAUUGCUCGGUCAUCGUUUUUUUUUGCGAUGUUUCUACGAAUGGAAUUUCUGUUCGUGACGAUGAAACUACUGUAAAACAGCAUACGACUGACAGCUGUUUCAUUCAACGACUGAACAUUUAUUAUACCGUGUGCCGUGAACAUUCCUACUUCUACGUGGUGUAUUUUUAGUCUACCUUAUCGAUAUAAAAAGAACGUGCCGAAAAGAACUGUCUUCCUUAGAUUGUAGACUUUUUACAAAUAUACAAUUAUUAUAUGAAUAAGUAUCGCGAAGGUAAUAAGAGACUACAGGAAAUCUAUUAAACGUGAAAUUAAAUAUCGUUUAAUUAUGUUAACUUGUGAAAUAAUCUCUUUUAUUAAUGGCAAAUGGAAUAUUUUUUCCAUUAAAAUCUCUUAACUCUACCCUAAGAAUCUCAUGUUUGUAUUUAUAUAUUAAUAUAUAUUACAUUUAUGUAAUUAGAAAGAUUAAUCGAGCAAUUUCGUAGUUAGUUUUGAAAUAGCUGUAUAUUAAGUUUUCUAAACAUCGUCGUGCAAUGCCUAUGUUAAAUGAUAAUUCGACAGAAAAUUACACUAAAAGUUUUAUAGACACUAUAAUCCGUGCCGUAUUAUCGGAGCAAUAUAUAUAUUAUUCAUAUUACGUAAUUAUUUAAGUCCCUAAGUACUUAUUGAUGUGCCUUUACGAUGUAGUAUCGAGAAUAACUAUGAAUUAAAUUUUUUUGUCAUGAA
This is a messenger RNA of Wasmannia auropunctata (little fire ant), 3248 nucleotides long. It is a transcript of the gene Lhfpl, whose product is annotated as lipoma HMGIC fusion partner-like 3 protein. The transcript has 6 exons. NCBI's taxonomy places the organism in Eukaryota, Metazoa, Arthropoda, Insecta, Hymenoptera, Formicidae. Gene Ontology annotation, biological process: sensory perception of sound. The record is from RefSeq and is a predicted model, not a curated record. Gene Ontology annotation, cellular component: plasma membrane. Bases 1502 to 2389 code for a protein of 295 amino acids.